AUGGAAGUUGCUAACGCUUCGAGGCCGUCCUCCAAACGCCAACGAACCGACGAAAACGACGUCUUAUUACCUCCUCCGGGUUCCUCCAAUGGCGUCAGCAGCAACCUGGACCUCUCUCUCCUCGAGGCACUGGAGAAAUCUCAACACGCAGUCGAAGUGCUCGACCUAAGGACCGUGAAGCGACUGGUUCUCUCCUUCGAGCGCCGCCUCAAGGAAAACAUCGAGGCCCGCCUCAAGUACCCCAACCAGCCCGAUCGCUUCGCCGACUCCGAGCUCGAACUCCACGAGGAGCUCCACAAGCUCAAGAUCCUCGCCGGUGGCCCCGAGCUCUACCCAGACCUCGUCAAUCUCAACGCCAUUCCCUCCAUUCUCAACCUCCUUGCCCACGACAACACCGAUAUCGCCAUCGACGUCGUCCAAUUGCUCCAGGACUUGACCGAUCCCGACAACGAUGACGACGACGAGAACAACGAAGAGCACGCGCGGAUCCUCGUCGACGCGCUCGUUGAGAACAACGUGCUCGAGCUUCUCGUCCAGAAUCUGCACAGGUUGUCCGAUACUGGCGAAGCCGCGGAUCCCGACGAGAUGGCCGCCGUCUACAGCACUCUCGCCACCAUAGAGAACCUGAUUGAGGUGAAACCACCGGUGGCGGAGUUGGUCUGCGAGAGGACGAAGCUGCUCAAGUGGCUGCUGGGGAGGAUCAAGGUAAGGGAGUUCGAUUCCAACAAGCAGUACGCCUCGGAAAUAUUGGCGAUUCUGUUGCAGAGCAGCACGGCCAACCAGAAGAGAGUGGGGCAGAUGAACGGUGUGGAUGUGGUGCUUCAGGCGGUAGCUAUGUACAAGUCCAAGGACCCCAAAACUUCUGACGAGGAGGAGAUGCUAGAAAACUUGUUCGAUUGUUUGUGUUGUUUGCUGAUGCCGUUGGAAAACAAGGAGAGGUUUGUUAAGGCUGAAGGUGUGGAAUUGAUGAUUAUCAUUAUGAAGCAGAAGAAGUCGGCUUAUGGGUCGGCCAUAAGGGCACUCGAUUUUGCAAUGACCAAGUACCCGCCUGCCUGUGAACGUUUUGUGGAUGUUCUGGGCUUGAAGACUGCGUUUGCUGCUUUUAUGGGUAAGAUACCCAUGAGUAAGAAGAACAAGAAAGAGCGAUACCAAGAAGAGUUAGAAGAGCGCAUUGUGUCACUGAUUGCAUCAUUAUUUGGUGGAAUCUUGAGGGGUUCUAGAAGGGAAAGAUUGUUAAGUAAGUUUGUGGAAAGUGAGUGUGAAAAAAUAGACCGGCUUAUGGAACUCUAUAUGAGAUAUUCUGAUAGAGUCAGAACAGAGACUGACCGGCUGGACAGUCUUGAACUUGAUGAUUUAGAGAUGAAUGAAGAAGAGAAGUACAAUCGAAGGCUAGAAUCUGGACUUUAUACCCUUCAGAUUUCUCAAUCAACUAAUACUAUUCCAAUUAAUCAGAGUUACCUGGAAGAAGAGGGUGAGAGGUGGGUUUAGGUUCAGGUAGGUUACCAUGAUAAUUUAAUAGAAAAAAGGAGAAAAUUUAGCUUGCUGUAGAGCAGUUUGUUAGAUGUUUAAGCAAUUUGAAUUGUAGAAGAUCAUAUGGAUAAAGCUAAACACUGUGCUGGUCAAGUCACUUUAUACAUGUUAAAGUUGCAUAAUCUCUCGUUUUUCUAAUAUUUCUAAAUUUAUGGAAUUUGUUCUUCUAAUUAUUGAUGGGUUUAUUUUUUUUGUAUAUAUUCUGUGUACAAGGGUUUCGCUGCAUGCACUUUUAUUGAAAUAAAUACUAAGAAUUGUUUGGGACCGGCAAUUUGAAUCAUUUCCAGUUCUGUAAACUUAUUUGUAUCCAUUUUUAAUGUUAAAGAAUGAGCAAGGAUCCUCUUAAUAUGAAUUGAACACAAUGGCAAUACAAUAUUUGUCACCAAUCUCCCCAUAAAAUGCUACAGGUGAUCCCCAUGAAAUUGCUUUCAAGUUCUUCAUUUGCAUUUUUUGGUUUGACCUCUUUACCUAUGAUUCUGCAGUUAAUUGCCGUAAUCCUGGGUCAUCUUUGGUGCUC
This is a messenger RNA of Carya illinoinensis, 2047 nucleotides long. RefSeq names its product beta-catenin-like protein 1. Gene Ontology annotation, cellular component: spliceosomal complex. The transcript is spliced from 6 exons. Lineage: Eukaryota; Viridiplantae; Streptophyta; Magnoliopsida; Fagales; Juglandaceae. Bases 1 to 1488 code for a protein of 495 amino acids. The record is from RefSeq and is a predicted model, not a curated record.